AUGACGCGCCGUACCUACAAUAUCGCCAUGGUCAGCGACUUCUUCUUCCCGCAGCCCGGCGGUGUCGAGUCCCAUAUCUACCAGCUCUCCAGCAAGCUCAUCGACCGCGGCCACAAGGUUAUUAUCAUCACCCACGCCCACGACGAUCGCAAGGGCAUCCGCUACCUCACCAACGGCCUCAAGGUCUACCACGUACCCUUCUUCGUCAUCUACCGCCACACCACCUUCCCGACCGUCUUCUCUUUCUUCCCCGUCCUUCGUAACAUCUGCAUCCGGGAGCGCAUCGAGAUCGUCCACGGUCAUGGCAGCCUCAGCAGUCUCUGCCACGAAGGCAUCCUCCAUGCGAGAACCAUGGGGCUCAGGACCGUCUUCACCGAUCACUCGCUCUUCGGAUUUGCCGACGCCGCGAGCAUCCUGACCAACAAGCUGCUCAAGUUUACCCUCAGUGACGUGGACCACAGCAUAUGCGUGAGCCACACCUGCAAGGAAAACACCGUUCUGCGAGCCUCUCUGGACCCCCUCAUGGUCUCCGUCAUCCCCAACGCCGUCGUUGCCGAGAAUUUCCGGCCCCGGGACGACACAGCUACCGUCCACACUGGCAGCUUCGUCCCUGAGCCAUCUCCCACGCGCCUUCGUCCCAGCGACAUGAUCACCAUCGUCGUCAUCUCCCGCCUUUUCUACAACAAGGGCACCGACCUGCUCACCGCCGCCAUCCCCCGCAUUCUUGAGGAACACCCCAACACCAGAUUCAUCAUCGCCGGCUCCGGUCCCAAAGCCAUCGAUCUCGAGCAGAUGAUCGAGACCAAUGUCCUCCAGGACCGCGUUGAGAUGCUCGGCCCUAUCCGUCACGAGGAUGUCCGCGACGUCAUGGUCCGCGGCCACAUCUACCUCCACCCCUCCCUGACCGAAGCCUUUGGCACCGUCAUCGUCGAGGCUGCCAGCUGCGGCCUCUAUGUCGUCUGCACCCAGGUCGGCGGCAUACCCGAGGUCCUCCCCUCACACAUGACGACCUUUGCGAAGCCUGAGGAGGACGACCUCGUGCUCGCCGCCGGCAAGGCCAUCACCGCCGUCCGUGCCGGCAAGGUCCGCACCGAGAAGUUCCAUGACCAGGUCAAGAAGAUGUACUCGUGGGCCAACGUCGCCCUCCGCACCGAGCGCGUUUACGAUGGCAUCACCGGUACCAUCCCCGAGCAGGACUUCUACGGUUUCGAUACGGGCGGCUACAAUGGCAGCCGUGUCCGCAACUUUGCCCUCAUCGACCGUCUCAAGCGCUACUACGGCUGCGGCAUAUGGGCUGGUAAGCUCUUCUGCCUUUGCGUCGUCAUCGACUACCUCUUCUUCCUCCUCCUCGAGUGGUGGUUUCCUCGUGAGAGUAUCGACCUCUGCCCUGACUGGCCCCGCAAGUCGCUGGAGGGGGACGACGACAAAAAGGAGGGCCGGAUUGACCGGUCGAGUGUCUCGCAUGGGGCGACAAAGAUCGAGUAG
Messenger RNA from Drechmeria coniospora, 1485 nucleotides. Its product is annotated as phosphatidylinositol:UDP-GlcNAc transferase subunit PIG-A. Gene Ontology annotation, molecular function: phosphatidylinositol N-acetylglucosaminyltransferase activity. Bases 1 to 1485 code for a protein of 494 amino acids. NCBI's taxonomy places the organism in Eukaryota, Fungi, Ascomycota, Sordariomycetes, Hypocreales, Ophiocordycipitaceae. Gene Ontology annotation, cellular component: glycosylphosphatidylinositol-N-acetylglucosaminyltransferase (GPI-GnT) complex. Gene Ontology annotation, biological process: GPI anchor biosynthetic process. The record is from RefSeq and is a predicted model, not a curated record. The transcript is spliced from 2 exons.